Messenger RNA from Lolium perenne, 1245 nucleotides. RefSeq lists its product as uncharacterized. The record is from RefSeq and is a predicted model, not a curated record. Lineage: Eukaryota; Viridiplantae; Streptophyta; Magnoliopsida; Poales; Poaceae.
ACUGUGCAGAGGAAGCAAGCCGCGCGCCCACGUCAUGGCGUGCCGGAGCUAGGCACAUCACGCCUCCAUUCGCGCGCGCGCCGACGCCAUGACCCAACCAUAAAACACCACCACCAGCCCCACCCUAACUUCACCUCCACAACCACAAGCUCCACACACACACACACACAAUGCCCAGCCCGUCCUCGCAGUCGCCGCUCCUGCCACCGGCGCCGGCCGCCGCAGCCAGCCGCCGGCGUCGCCGCCUCCUCACCUCUCCACCCCCCUCGUCCGCCCCCGCAUCCGCCGCCUCUUCGUCUUCCUCUGCUUCAUCGUCGUCAUCGUCCGCUUCUUUCUCUUUCCCCUCCCCGGCGCCCUCGCCGUUCCACCACCGCUUCCUCUCCCCGCUCCGGGCCUCGGCGGUGCCCUUCUCCUGGGAGCACCGCCCGGGCAUCCCCAAGACUCCCGCGCGCGGGCCCAGCAACACCCGCGGCAGCAGCAAGCUCGGCGGCAAGGCGCCGCCGCUGCCGCUCCCGCCGUCGCUCUUCUCCAGCAACCGGGUCAUCGCCGAGUACCCCUUCGCCGGCGCCACCUACUCCGACAAGGCCGGCAGGCGCGGGAGGCAGCAGCAGCGCCGGUGGCCGGCGGUGACCGGCGCCCUGGCCGACUGGCUCGCCGUGCUCAGCCUCUACCGCUCCUGCACCAGGUCCCGCGACUGCCUCGCCGCCGCCGGCCCGCCGCCGCAGCCGCGCCGGCGCGUUCACGCCUAGGUCGCCGAUCAAUCCGUAUGGAGACGUACGUACGUAGAGAGCUGGUCUCCGUGCGCGCGAGAACAAUCAAUUCUUGGUUGGGCUGGGUGAUCAUCAGGAAUGUGCUUGGGGAUUUGGUGACAUGACGCUGUAAUUAAGGGUUUGGGUUUUCGUGUGUCGGCACACGCAUGUGCUACAGCAGCUUUGCUUGCACCAAACAAUAAUGAAUUGGUGGAAUUCGGCACGAUCAGUAGUAGUAGUAGGCCAGUCUGUUGAUUAAGAGUAGCUUACAAACACAUGAUAUUAUGGCUUGCAUGUGGGUGGUGCAGUGCAUAUGUUCUGCUGCAGUACCCUUUUCUUUGCUUUUUUUCUUUUUGAGAAAAUGUGUUGCACUGUUAGUGUCUGCUGUUGUGACUACUGAUUAGAAUGCAUUAUGCAUGCAUUUUUCAGUGACAAGUGGGCCACAGAUAUUAUUUUAGAAUGAUUAUGGCGAUCCAUCCUCUAUUUUUAACGUCAA